AGUCGUGUACGUAGUUUUGGAUUUCCUACUGCUGCCGUGGUUGUGGGUCUUGUGGGAGGAUUGCGUCAACAACAACCAAGUGAAGAAAUUACGCAUUGACUAAAGGCGAAAAUGGAUUCUCAAUAGUGGAACAAAUCAAAUAUCAACAUUACGUGUCCCGAGGAAAAAAUGUCGACAUUUGAUGAGUGCUAGAGUGAGAUAAAAGUGCCGUGAAAGCAUACGGAGCAGUGCGAGGGGAAAGGUGGGUUCAAGGAUACGUUGUGGGGAAUACACAGGCAAGGGAUCAUCAACAUCAGCUGCUCGUGCGCUGCCCUCUGGUGCCAUAUUCUCGACUUCAUCGUGAGUGGUGAGGGUGGGUGCAAACAAAUAAAACAGAUACGGCGAUUGGAUCUCGCUGGUCGCAGGAGGUGCAGCGGUAAAGGGGGGAAUGUUUUCCUUUCUCCUUUCUUUGCCAUCGUAAAUGUAUCAGCACCUUUUGUUUACACGACUAUUGCGUUCGACGAGAGCUAAAACCCCAGAACCCGAAGAGGCAGAAACUUCGACGGCCAGAAGAAAAUCUCGCUUCAAGUUCCACGCUCUAUUAGAGGCGGCGACGGUCAUUGAAGAAGUCGUAGAGGGCAAAGCCAGCUGAAGCGUAUAUGCUGUACUAUCAUCGGUGUUUUUCUUUUCAUUUAAUUCGAACUGAGCGGAAUAAUCGUGGAAAUUAGCAGCUCGGAAGGCGGAAGAACAAAGAAACGAUAUUUGUUACACGGUGAACGGCGGUUGUUGUUGCGGGAGGAUUUAAGAAGAUGGCUGAUUUCGAUGCAAUCUACGAGGAACAGGAACUGGCCGAACCGGAAGACCUGGAGGAGGCCCACGUUCAGAUGGUGCCGGAUCCGAUCGUCAUACGAGGGGCAGGAAAUAUGACAGUUUUCGGUCUGAGCAAUCGCUUCAACGUGCAGUUCCCAGCCGGUCUGGUGUCGCGCGUUGCCCCCGAGGAGUUCAAAGCGACCAUCCUGCGCAUCAACGCGGUCCUCAAGAAGACGCUUCCGGUCAACGUGAAGUGGCUGUUUUGCGGAUGCGUGUGCUGUUGCUGCACCCUCGGAUGUUCCCUAUGGCCUGUGAUAUGUUUAAGUAAGAGGACCCAGCAUACCAUGAAUAAGCUGCUGGAGUGGGAGAAUAGUCAUUUGUACCAUAAGCUCGGUUUGCACUGGCGGCUCAGCAAGCAGCAGUGUGACUCCAACUCGAUGAUGGAGUACGUCCUGCUGAUAGAGUUUAUACCCAAAACGCCAAUCUACCGACCGGAUUAGACAUUUCGGGCGGUCGGAUUUUCCUUGGUUUUCACUUUCCUUUGGUCUCUACUACUAACGCGCCCCAAAACCGCGUUUGAACUAUGUACCACUAUUGUGUACUUUGUUUUGCUGUAACAAAACAAACCGGAUGAAAACAAAACUGUUUUUAUAAGUAUAAUUGGAAAUAUCGAAGCUGAAGAUCAGAAUCGAAUGAUACCGACAUAUGUGUAUAAUAGAUUUAGUAGUUGUGAAGCGUUUUUUGCCGGUAGACUUUAGUUCGUUCAAAUUUGUUCCGGAAUGGUCGAUAUUCUCAUACUCGUUGCUGGUGAGAAUGAACGGUAGGCGGACAUUAGAGCAGAGCUGUGCAAAGAAAGUAGCUUUUGAACAAAACAUUGUUUGAAUUAUCGAGUUAGUUCUUCAAAAAAAUAAAUCGAAAUCGUUGCAUGCAAAUUAAUCUGUGAGAAUGUAAAUUUUCAUGGUGAGUUUGGUUUCUAAACAAAACAAAGGAAAAACGAAGAAGCUAAUAUUUGGAGUCUGAAUAAGAAGGAAUAAAUUUCGAAACAAAAAUACAAAACACUCAAGUGAUCUUAGACAAGCAACAGAAAAAAAUAAUAGAGAGAAACAAAGAUACUGAAGUGGAUGUUUUCAGUCUCAGUAAGCGAUAAUGGGACGAAAAACAAUAAAAAAAAAACAUUGUUGGACGUUAGAAAAAAAUAAAAACAAACAAACGAGAAACACAAACGAGCAAAUUUAGCCUAGGAUAGGUAAUGAUUGUAUAGUGUAUAGAGAUUUGUUUAGCGUUUAAGGUGAAUUAAAUACAAAACAACAAAAGAAGUAAUUAUUUGA
Molecule: messenger RNA, 2117 nt
Organism: Ochlerotatus camptorhynchus
Lineage: Eukaryota; Metazoa; Arthropoda; Insecta; Diptera; Culicidae
Product: cysteine-rich hydrophobic domain-containing protein 2
Exons: 4
Coding region: 789-1289 (166 amino acids)
Source: RefSeq, a predicted model, not a curated record